Molecule: messenger RNA, 1820 nt
Organism: Lates calcarifer (barramundi perch)
Lineage: Eukaryota; Metazoa; Chordata; Actinopteri; Centropomidae
Gene: ctsz
Product: cathepsin Z
Exons: 6
Coding region: 165-1076 (303 amino acids)
Cellular component (GO): lysosome
Molecular function (GO): cysteine-type endopeptidase activity
Source: RefSeq, a predicted model, not a curated record
UUGUACCGGUGCCUCUGCGCGGAGUUUACCGACAGACACGCCAGUGUGCCACUGUUGUUUCAACUUGUCUCCGCUGCUGAAAACACCUCUCCUCCCACCCUCCUCUCGCCGCUUUAAAACGCCACUUGGUCGAGCCCACCGGCCCCUGCUCGGUGUCAGUAGAAAUGGCUCAGACAGCCGCGGUUGUUUUUCUGUUGUCGGUCGUGCUGUCCGGUGUGUCCGCGGGAGUGUUUUUCAAGCCGAAGCAGCCCUGCUAUGUCCGCACACCGAGGAGAAGCGACUUUGGACUGAAGACCGCUCCUCGUCCUCAUGAGUAUUUAAACAUUAAUGAUCUACCCAAGGAGUGGGACUGGAGGAACAUCAAUGGCGUAAACUAUGUCAGCACAACCCGCAACCAGCACAUCCCCCAGUACUGUGGCUCCUGCUGGGCCCAUGGUAGCACCAGCGCCAUGGCAGAUCGCAUCAACAUUAAGCGGAAAGGAGCGUGGCCAUCCGCCUACCUCUCUGUCCAGCACGUGAUCGACUGCGGUGGUGCCGGCAGCUGCCACGGAGGGGAUCACACCGGAGUUUGGCGGUACGCUAACACACAUGGGAUCCCUGAUGAGACCUGCAACAACUACCAGGCUCAAGACCAGAAGUGCAAGCCCUUCAACGAAUGUGGCACCUGCACCACCUUUGGUGAGUGCAAUGUUGUGAAGAACUACACCCUGUGGAAAGUGGGAGACUACGGAGAUGUUAGCGGGAGAGAGAAGAUGAUGGCAGAGAUCUACGCCAGAGGACCCAUCAGCUGUGGGAUCAUGGCCACAGACAAGCUGGAUGCAUACACUGGAGGUCUCUACUCUGAAUACCAGGAGCAACCUUUCAUCAACCACAUUGUGUCAGUGGCAGGAUGGGGAGUAGAGGACGGAGUCGAAUACUGGAUUGUGCGCAACUCCUGGGGAGAGCCAUGGGGUGAGAAGGGCUGGCUCAGGAUCGUGACCAGUGCCUACAAGGGAGGAAGUGGCAGCACAUACAACCUGGCUUUGGAGGAAGACUGCAUGUAUGGAGACCCUAUUGUUCCUAAAGACUACCUCUAGAGGAAACCCACAGUGUCAGAGGUAGUCACUGCACACUCUCGUACCGUCUUCCUGUCUCGGGCAGAGGGAAACUUUUUAUAUGUAAAAGAUUGAAAAGGGAAGUUCAGAUUUAUUGUUUAUAGAGAUCUUAUUUACAAUUAUUUUUUACAUUUGUAAUGAGAUGGCCAGAUUUCAGUGCCAACAUCUCCUGGCUGGAUGUUAGGCCUGCUGGAAUCAGAUACAGAUUUUUAUUUGUUUGUUUUAAUCACACUGAGGUCUGCAGGCUGUUAAACAGUCUGAAACUUAUAUUGCGCAGGAGGAGUGAAACACAUCAGUACAACUAAUUUCUGUGCUAUAGAAGAAUUCAGCCACUGCAUGCUUAACAGCUAUUACAGGAUGAAUAAAUUAAGUUUAUAUCAUCAAGAGGAGGUAUUCAGUUUUAAUUCUUAAAUGCAAACUGACUCAGCCAAAGAACACGGGGUUUAUCAUUUGUCCUGCACUGCUCCGACACUGAAUGUUUUCAGCGUUUGGUGUCAAUGUAUUGACAUGAUUGCACUACAGCCUGAUGCAGGAUUUGUACACACAAAAAAAUCAACUUUCAGUGUGCCUUAUAUGCACUUGAUGUCAAGUAAAGUAUUAUGUAAUUUGCUGUUUGUUUUCAUGCUGAACAAUCUACACAUCAGAUUUUGAAAAAAAAAAACUGGUAUCUUUUGUUUCAAACUAUGCCAAUAAACACAACAUUGAAAGGUGAUGCUCCACACAAAA